CCCCUCCUGGUCCACCUCUCCUUUCCACCCCAUUUCUCCCGUUCACUCACCUCCAUCGACUCCGUUUUCUGUUUUUCCUUUCUUUCCCCCAUCCUCUAUCAUUUCAUAUUUUCGUAGCUGAAACCGUCGAGACCAGAGAAAGGAAGAUAAAACCGAAAUCGGUAUAAGCUACUUUGUGAUUUAAUUGAGUGUUCAUGGCCUCGGAGAUCUCCGAGCGAGUCGAGCUUGCUAAGCUAUGUGGCUCCAGAGAUUGGUCCAAGGCGAUUCGAGUUCUCGAUUCGCUCCUUGCUAAGUCCUGCACUAUUCAAGACAUUUGCAAUAGAGCCUUUUGUUACAGUCAAUUGGAGCUUCACAAGCAUGUAAUUAAGGACUGUGACAGGGCGCUUCAGCUCGACCCUACUCUUCUCCAAGCUUAUAUCAUCAAAGGUCGUGCAUUUUCAUCUUUGGGAAGGAAAGAUGAUGCUCUUCUGGUGUGGGAACAAGGUUAUGAACAUGCUUUGCAUCAGUCUGCUGAUCUGAAACAAUUGUUGGAACUCGAAGAGCUUAUUAAGCUUGCAAAGCAAGACAAAAAUAAUAGCCGUGAAAACCAUGUAACAGAAUCUAGAUCAUCUAAAAAUCUAUCAGAAUCUGGACAUAAUAACAAUAGCAAAUCAAGUGAAACCUCUAAGAAACAGAUCAGUGAGCCUGAGGAUGCAUCUGAUAUCUGCAGCAAGUUUGGAAAUAAUGCUGAACGACUCAAUGGGAUAAGUGACAAAACUGGAGGGAAGUCACCAAUGCCUGUAGCUGAAUCGGAACCUUGUAUGAAUGGAAAAUCAUAUGAAAGUUAUAUGAAUAACCACAAAUUAGGUGAUACCCCCAAAUUACGUACCGAGUCAAGAGAUGCAUCUGACAUCUGCUGCAAGUCUUGGGAUAAUUUUGGCAUGCAAAAUGACUUGAGUGAAAAAGCUGAAGGGUGCAAAAAGGAUGAUAGAGCGAUGGGUGGAGCUCAUAAACAUGAUAAACUAAGUUAUGAUUCUGACUUUUGUAAUAACUUGAUCAAAACAUCAGAUCUGUCAAGUAAUUUACCUAUGCUAUCUAGUAGCUCUGGUGAUACAAGUGAAGUUCGCAGUAAAUCCAGCAAUAAAACUGAGAUACCUAAUGAAGGAGGUGAUGAAGCCAAGAGAAAUAAAAAGUUCUGUGUAACUAGGAUUUCAAAGACCAAGUCCAUAACUGUAGAUUUUCGACUGUCAAGGGGUAUAGCACAGGUUAAUGAAGGGAAAUAUGCUUCUGCCAUAUCUAUCUUUGAUCAGAUAUUAAGGGAAGAUCCGACAUAUCCUGAGGCAUUAAUAGGUAGAGGAACAGCAUUUGCCUUCCAAAGAGAACUAGAAUCUGCUAUUGCUGAUUUUUCCAAGGCUAUUGAAUCAAAUCCAUUAGCUGGUGAGGCGUGGAAGCGAAGGGGGCAGGCCCGAGCUGCCUUAGGGGAAUCUGUAGGGCAGGCCAUUCAAGAUUUGACUAAGGCAUUGGAAUUUGAACCAAAUUCAGCAGAUAUAUUGCAUGAAAGGGGAAUUGUUAAUUUCAAGUUUAAGGAUUUUGAUGCUGCAGUUGAAGAUUUAUCAGCAUGCGUGAAGCUUGAUGAGGAUAACAAAUCUGCCUACACAUAUUUAGGUCUGGCAUUAUCUUCAAUCGGUGAGUAUAAAAAGGCUGAGGAGGCACAUUUGAAAUCUAUCGAACUUGAUCGGAGUUUCCUUGAGGGAUGGGCUCAUCUAACCCAGUUCUACCAAGAUUUAGCAAUCUCGACAAAAGCUUUGGAAUGUCUUCAAAAGGUUCUCCAAAUUGACAUGAGGUUUGCAAAAGCUUAUCAUUUGCGUGGGCUACUGCUUCAUGGGAUGGGAGAGCAUAGGAAGGCUAUCAAGGAUUUAUCAAUUGGCUUGAGUAUUGAAAACUCAAACAUUGAAUGCUUGUAUUUACGAGCUUCCUGCUAUCAUGCUAUUGGAGAAUAUGGAGAGGCGGUGAAAGAUUAUGAUGCAACACUAGAUAUGGAACUAGACUCGAUGGAGAAGUUUGUGCUUCAAUGCUUAGCCUUUUAUCAGAAGGAGCUUGCUUUGUAUACAGCUUCUAAAAUUGGCAGUGAGUUUUGCUGGUUUGAUAUUGAUGGAGAUAUUGAUCCUCUCUUCAAGGAGUACUGGUGCAAAAGAUUGCAUCCCAAAAAUGUGUGUGAAAAGGUUUUCCGACAACCUCCUCUUCGUGAUUCUCUGAAAAGGGGCAGGCUGAGGAAGCAGGAUUUUGCCAUCAGUAAGCAGAAGACUGCUCUUCUAGUUGCUGCUGAUUCAAUUGGCAAGAAGAUUCAAUAUGAUUGUCCUGGCUUUUUACCCAACAGGCGUCAGCAUCGUAUGGCAGGAUUAGCUGCUUUUGAAAUUGCACAAAAGGUUUCAAAAGCAUGGCGUUCUUUGCAAGCUGAAUGGAAACAUUCUAAUAAAAGCACGGCAAAAUAUGGCAAGAGAACUCGGAGAAGAAUUAACAUGCCCAGUCAGAAUAGAGGUGGUGCUGGUUGUAGUUCAAGCGGUUUCUCAGAUUCAUCAACUUCUUAUGGAAUUGCUGAAGAUAAAACAUCUGGUCGCUAUAUGAUGUCAUGGCAAGAUGUUUACUCUGUGGCUGUCAGAUGGAGACAAAUUUCUGAACCUUGUGACCCAGUUGUGUGGGUUAACAAGUUAAGUGAAGAGUUCAACUCUGGAUUUGGGUCUCACACACCAUUGAUUCUUGGACAAGCAAAAGUUGUUCGCUACUAUCCGAAUUAUGAAAGAACAUUAAAUGCUGCGAAGACCAUCAUGAAAGAAAAAAUGUUUGUGCAAAACAAAGCUGAUGAAAGUAUUGAUAUAUCCAAAGAUGAGAAAUUACAAGAUAUAAUGGAUGCAAAAACCUGUUCUGAUCUUUACAAAGUGGUUGGUGAGGACUUCUGGUUGGCUACAUGGUGCAACAGUACUGCAAUCGAGGGGAAGCGGCUUGAAGGUACAAGGAUUACCCUAGUGAAGAUGGGUGAGCAUGGAUAUGACUUUGCCAUUAGAACACCAUGCACGCCUUCUAGAUGGGAUGAGUAUGAUGCAGAAUUGGCAAUGGCAUGGGAAGUAAGUUGGUUUGAGAUAUUGAAGAAUUUGGAUCACCCUCCAACAUGUAUAAGCCAUCAUGCAGCCUACCAUUGCUAAUCCUCUUCCCUGUGCGAAGAUCCUAAAUAACAUAAUGAUCAGGAAAGAAUUCAAUUUUACAGUUAAGUGCAUUGGUGAUAGCAUUGACAGAUAAAAGGUUGACAGGAAAGUGGGGAACAUGAAGGGCAGAUGAUAAUUUAAUGUUAGAUGUGCAAAUAACAGAACCUGUUCCGGAUAUGGGAGUAAAAAAGCCAUCAGCAAUUCUGACACUAUUUUUGGUUAGAGAAAGAGAAUAAUUGAGAAAGCCUUUAGAAGAGUCUGUCAUAUGUCUAUUCGCACUAGAAUCGAUAAUCCAUGGAGCAUUAUUAAAAGGGGAAGCAUUACCUGACUUUACAAAGUUAGAUGUGGCAGGAUGAAGAGGUGUCAAUAUGAGACAAGAGGCGCUUGAGACUCUGAAGUUCAUUAGGGGAAAGGAACUCAGUCGUUGUUAUCUCCUUAAAGGACUCCUCCACAGUUUCUGCUAAAUUAGCUUGAUUUCUGGAGGUACCUCGUUUUCCUCUACAGCCUCUAGUGGGACGAUCAUGUAACUUCCAACAAGUCUCUUUGGUAUGCCUCGGUUUCCCACAAUACAGUGUAAGUGAUCUUUCUCAGAAGUAGGAGGCCGUGGUAUGCUCAAACUAACAGUCAACCCAGCCUUUUCAACUGGUGCAAUAUAGAGCAUAGCAUGUCGACGACUUUUCUCUUGUUGAACAUGGGCGUGGGCCUCUUCUAGAGAAGAGAAAGGAUUUCUUCCCAACACUUGGACCCGAAUUGGAUCAUAUUUGUUAUUCAAUCCUACAAGAAAAUCAUAGUCCCACUCCUUUUUAAUCAUUCUCCGAAAUUUGACUGUAUCUCCGGUGUAGUCUGCCUGGAAGUCUUGAUAGUAAUUAAGUUCCUGCCAUAAGCCACAUAACUCAAAAUAAAAUUGGGGAAUAGUCAUUUCUCCUUGCUUAUUACUAUGAAUCUUAUUCCGAAUAUCAUAAAUUUGGGCAUCAUUCCCAAUCUUAGAAUAAGUUAAGGACAAAGCCUUCCAUAUUUUUGCAGCAGUAGCAAUUAACAUAUAGGACUUAGAGAUAUGAGGUUGCAUAGAGUUAAGUAAUCAUGUCAUAACAAGACAAUUAUCCGAGUCCAUUGAGGAAAAUCUGGAUCACUAUCAUCCGGUUGCUUUUUAUUACCAAUGACAUAGCCUUGCAGUCUUCUAACCUUGAUAAACAACAAACAAGACCUUGACCAAGCAAGAUAAUUGGUUCCAUCAAGUUUUAUGGGACUAAUUUGCAAAGAAGGAUUAUCAGAGUUUGGAAUCGAGACCCUUUUACCCUCUGCCAUGGUAAAGAUUUAUGAAUCGUGAAAGAAUAGGAGGUAUCCAAGGUUGUACACACAAGAGAGCCCAAUCGAUUCACCAAAAGAUCGGGUAAUGGCACGGGAAGGCCGGAAAGAUGGUUGGAAUCGUUGCAGGAGUGAUCGAAGCGGCGAAGCAGCGACAGGCGAUGGGUCAUGAGCUGGGAAGGGGAGGCGCGUGAGCCUCACGCGCGGGCUUUUCCGGCGUCGAAGCUGAUCGAUCGACCGCCGACUGUCCGGCGGUUCUCCUGGUGCCGGCGGUCAGAGGAGGGGAGGCUCCUAGAUGGGUUAGUAUCGAAAAAGGUAGAUCUAGGGUUUUAAAAUCCUAAAGAGGAAAAAUUGAAUUUGGACCAAAAAAUCAGGAAAAGGCUUUGAUACCAUGAAGAAUUUUGGGAAAAUUUUGAAUAUUCUUAUAUUUCACUCUUAAUCUUUACAAUUGGUCUACAUGACUAUUUAUACAUAAAGAAUCAUUUAUAAACAGGAAGCAAAUAAUCAAAUAAUAAUUACAAAGAUAAGUAAGGAUCGUAAUUAGAUCAAAUCAUAUCCCUAUAAUCAGUUAGGGAUCAGCAAAUAAGUCAACAGAUUUUGAAUUUGUGGUUGAAUGCAAUGCAUCUGGGGGAGGUAUAGGGGCUGUUUUUCAACAGCAUGGUCAUCCAAUUGCCUUUUUUCAGUCUGAAAUUGGUUGCAAGACACUUCAAACUAGCGGCGUGUGAUAGCGAGCUCAUUGGGCUGGCUAAAGCAGUCCAACACUGGUGUCCUUAUUUAUGGGGGAGGAAAUUCCUUAUCCAUACUGACCAUUAUGGCCUCAAAUAUUUGCUUGAACAAUGUCUGGCCACUUCUCAACAACAUUGGAUCAGUAAGUUGUGUUUUGAUUUUCGGGUGGAAUACAAGACAUGUUCUUUAAACAAAGUGGCCGAUACUCUUUCUCGUAGAGAUGUACAAGAUGACCAUGAUGGUACUCUAUUUGCCAUUUUGCAACCAACACCUCUGUUAUUUGUGGCCGAUACUC
This is a messenger RNA of Manihot esculenta (cassava), 5505 nucleotides long. Its product is annotated as suppressor of RPS4-RLD 1. The coding region runs from base 195 to 3179 and encodes 994 amino acids. The record is from RefSeq and is a predicted model, not a curated record. Gene Ontology annotation, molecular function: protein binding. Gene Ontology annotation, biological process: negative regulation of DNA-templated transcription. NCBI's taxonomy places the organism in Eukaryota, Viridiplantae, Streptophyta, Magnoliopsida, Malpighiales, Euphorbiaceae. The transcript has 22 exons.